AUGGGGGAUCCGGUGGAAUGUCCGGGCGUGUACAUCGACGACCGCGUCCGGUCGGAGCGAUGGGUGCGCCGUAAUUCGACUGAUGCCUCGAUGGCCCCCGUCGCGUCCUCCUUCCCUGAAGAAGAGCCCGCAUCGUUGCAGAAGGAUGUAGAGGCCCUCUUGCAUGUGUGCAAGCAGAUCUAUCUCUGUAAUGUCGGGUCCUCCUUCGCCGGCAAACUGGCCGAAUUGAGCGAUGAUACUGGCGACGACUGUACCCCAAUCUUUGCCUUCUUCGAUGUGGAUUUUGGCAGCGACGAAAUAAAUCUCGCCCGGCGCAAAGUCAGCCGUGCUUCAUGGACCGACACCGCUCCUCCAUCACCCGGAUCGAUCCAUCGCACGUUCACAUUUUCAUCGUCCGAUGAAGCGCAUGGCUUGUCGCUUUUAUCGGGGGUCUCCACCGAUAUCCAAUCCCAAGAUUACCCGAAUCUAGUGGUUCCGAUCGCUAUUCUGCGCACAGCUGGUUCGGAUGCCUCCGGCGAUCUUGCACCAGUGGAAGAGUCGCAGGGACGGAGUAGUUUCUUGACAGUGGAGCAUAAACAGAUCGCUCGGUGCCUGGAUGCUGGUGCUGUGGAUGUGUUGACCACCCCGCUGGAUCGCGUAAGAAUCCAGGGGCUCGUGGUUCAUGCCUAUCGCACCCGCCGGGCAGCCCGGAAAGAGAUGUCUCGCUUUCUAGCCCGGAAAAAGCUGCGGAAAUAUUCUUGGGUCGGCGUUCAUGAUGAACAGCCCUACGCAUACCUGCGGGAAGCGAUGGUGUCCAAACUCAUGAGAGGCAUCUGCAAUCCGGAGGAGACCAUUGAAGAAUUCCAAGACCGGGAACUCAAUAUCGACCCAAGCCGGAAAUCCAUCAUCAAAGAGCGGGUGGGGAGCUGGAAGUUCUCGGCCCAUGACUUCUCGGAGGAUGAGCUGGUUUUCGGAGCGUGUGAAAUGCUCCAGCAUGCUCUCACCAUGCCAGGGCUGGAGCAGUGGUGGUUGUCGCCCGAUGAACUGCGGAGCUUUCUGCUCGCUUGUCGUGCCGCUUACAACAGCUUCGUCCUCUAUCACAAUUUCCGCCAUGCGAUCGAUGUGUUGCAGUGUCUCUUUUGCUUUCUGCUUCAUAUUGGCGCAUUACCCCCCUACGAGCCGAUCGGCCAGGCCGCUGUCCCAAAAUCCGCCAUUGCCUCUCUUCUUUCGCCCUUCGACUCCCUCACUCUUCUGAUUUCGGCAAUUGGCCACGAUGUCGGUCAUCCGGGCGUGAACAACUUUUUCCUCGUCAAGCUGAAUGCCCCUCUGGCGCAGCUCUAUAACGACAAUUCGGUUUUGGAAGCUUUCCACUGCGCAGCCUUCUCUCAGAUUCUCCGCCGGCAAUGGCCAUCUGCCUUCAAGGACAAGCAGCUACGCAAGCUUCUCAUCAGCUCAAUUCUGGCGACUGACAUGGGCGUCCAUCAAAAAUUCAUGGAGCGGAUGGGAUCACUGCAAGAGAAAUUCCACGAGAACGGCAAGUCCGUCGAUGGCUGGAAACCUCAGGACAUUGACAUGUAUAAGACUCUUCUCUGCGGUUUACUGAUCAAGUGCGCCGACAUCAGUAAUGUUGCCCGUCCGUGGAAAAUCGCAGAAAAAUGGACUCAGAUCCUGCAGGAAGAGUUUGCCAACCAAGGCGAAAUGGAGAAGGAGGUUGGCAUGGAGACUGCCCUUUUUGGCGGACCACCAGAACUUGGCAACAUCUAUAAGCUGGCCACCGGCCAGAUUGGAUUCAUGUCGAUCUUCGCCAUGCCGCUCUUUGAAGGCGUCUCCGAUCUCAUGCCGCAAUUACAAUUCACGGUAGAUCAUAUCGGCCGCAACAAAGCGCAGUGGCAACAACUCUCCAAUACCGAGUUACGCCUUCCUAUGGAUGACCAAGCCGAAAUCACCGUUUCGCCUCGCUCCCAUAGCCCCCCAGCCGAGUCAAGCGAGGACCACGAUGAAGAAAGAACACCCGUCGGUUCUAUAGCAGACGCAGCGGAUACGUUCAGGUCUCCCCGGUCAUCUACAAGCAUCGCCCUCCAUUCUAUUGAACCCGUUGUCUCACCAGACACCCCCGGUCCUCAGAUCGAGAUCACAGGCACUCCAAUGGUGCCCGAUGUGUCGUCUCGGAAGUCAUCGAGUGCCAUGCCAGACCUCACGUACUUUUCCAUCCCCGAGUCGUCACAACAGAGGCAUGGGUCCGAUGGAACACAAUAUCAUACGCCACUCACGGAUGUGAACCGUUCUUCAGGGGACCCCGCCGUUUUGGCUGCUGUCUUAUACGCCAACUCGGCAACCAGAAACACGACCGGCGACGACCAAGCAGCCGAAUCAGCAGCCGACAGACCGAGCAGCUCUCGCCAUGGCCUUUCGUCCUCAGCUUCGCGUCAUCAUGCACACCAUAGCUCUACGGGUCGCGCGUCUGCCCCAACGGGUUCCAAUCGCAACAGUUGCACGCGAACGCAAAGUAUCAGUACCUAUAGCAACAACAUGACCCCGAUCUCGCCCUCGACCAACGCCACCAGCUAUCUGGCGGUUGACAGCGGUGAUGAGAGCCGGAUCUCCGGAGACAAUUCGUACCAAAGUGAUCCUGGUGCUCCCUGCGACAGCAGCACUCGCCCCAGCACGUCAGAUGCCUACACCGGGGAACAUAGCAACAGCUGUAGCCCAGACCGGAGCUUGGGUACCAGCCAUUCCCUAAAUGAGAACGGAUCCGGCAAGGAGUACGCCAGGACCGCCGUCAACGGAGCUCGCAGCCCAACCCAGUCGACAACGACUGGGGAGAGCAUGAAACACAAGGGACCUCCAGGGGAUGACUCCCGUGAUGGGCUGCGCAGGCUCCCGAAAAAGCGGAGUCGCCUGCGACUUGCUUUCUGGAGACGCCGCAAUCACCACCAGCAGGAAGUCCGCGGCGGGUCUUGA
This is a messenger RNA of Penicillium lagena, 2940 nucleotides long. RefSeq names its product 3',5'-cyclic-nucleotide phosphodiesterase PDE2 (gene pdeB). Lineage: Eukaryota; Fungi; Ascomycota; Eurotiomycetes; Eurotiales; Aspergillaceae. The coding region runs from base 1 to 2940 and encodes 979 amino acids. Gene Ontology annotation, biological process: signal transduction. Gene Ontology annotation, molecular function: 3',5'-cyclic-nucleotide phosphodiesterase activity. The record is from RefSeq and is a predicted model, not a curated record. The transcript has 2 exons.